Prorocentrum cordatum is the source of this 390-nucleotide messenger RNA. The record is from the annotation of a GenBank genome assembly. Lineage: Eukaryota; Dinophyceae; Prorocentrales; Prorocentraceae.
AUGCCCAAGCAGGUGGCCGACCUGAGGGACGCGGCCAACGCGUCCGCGGGCGCCUCCUACGACCUGGUGCUGGUGUCUGGGCAGCUGUACGCGGGCGCGGGCACCGCGGAGCAGCUGCCCCGCCGGCUGCUCGGCCUCUGCGCGCCUGGGUGCCGGGCGAUGCUCACCUACUGGGGCCACUCGGGCCUGCCGGUGCGGCUGUGGCCCCUGGGCUUCCCGCUGGGCGACAGGUUUCUGGAAGACAUGCGGCAGCUCGGGUUCCUGCUCACCGACUUCAGCCUCUGUUCGAGGCGGGGCCACGUGCACCCGCUCUCGGGCUACGCGUGCGUGGAGUUCGAGCUGCUCCCUCCCGCUCUCCGGCCGGAGCCGCCCCCCUGGGACGGCACUUGA